AUGUCAACGAGCAGCUCACGAGUCAUAAAAUGCAAAGCCGCAGUGUGCAGGGCAAAAGGGGAGCCAGUAAGGUUGGAAGAGGUAGGAAUAGAGCCACCAAAAGCAUCAGAAUUUCGGAUAAAGAUGCUUUACGCCAGCCUCUGUCACUCCGACAUCCUAUGCGCCAAUGGGCUCCCAUUCCCGGUGUUCCCACGAGCUCUAGGGCAUGAGGGUGUUGGGGUCGUGGAAAGCGUGGGCGCGGGAGUCACAGAAUUCAAAGAAGGAGACCUCGUCAUCCCCACAUUUCUCGGAGAAUGCAAGCAAUGUGAGAAUUGCAAGUCGGGACAGACCAAUGUGUGCACAACAUAUCCUAUGCCUAUGCAUGGUCUAAUGCCUGACAACACUACAAGAAUGUCUCUCGGAGGCCAAAAGUUGUACCACCUAUUUAGCUGCUCCACAUGGUCAGAGUACACAGUUGCUAAUGUCAACUAUGUUGUCAAGAUUGAUCAUCCAAAUAUGCCAUUGGCACAUGUUAGCUUCAUCUCGUGUGGCUUCACAACUGGAUUAGGCGCACCGUGGAAGGAAUGCAAGGCCGGAGAGGACUCAUCCGUUGUAGUGUUUGGUCUUGGCACGGUUAGAUUGGGCGCGAUACAAGGGGCUAGCAUGCAAGGAGCAUCCAGAAUCAUUGGCGUUGACAAAAAUGAAGUGAAAGCUGCAAAAGGACAGGUUUUUGGGAUGACUGAUUUUAUCAAUCCGGAUAAAUAUGACAAAUCUAUCGCGGAACUAAUCAGGGAGGGAACCGGAGGAAGUGGUGCAGACUAUUGCUUUGAAUGCACCGGAGCUCCACCAUUGGUGGCGGAGGCCCUGGAAGCCGUUAAACCGGGAAGAGGGACUUUGGUACAAGUGGGCGUAGGGCCUAAGCCGGCUAUGGAGGUCUUGUUUUCGACACUCUUGCAGGGUAGAACUGUGAAGGGUUAUGCUUUUGGAGGGAUAAAAACCAAGUCUGAAUUACCCAUUGUUGUGGACAAAUGUGCUAAUAAGGAGAUCAAUCUGGAUGAGCUUUUGACUCAUGAAAUUUCAUUGGAUGAAAUAGAUCAAGCAUUUGACCUGCUGAAGAAACCAGAUUGUGUCAAAGUACUUAUCAAGAUCUGAGUGAUCUUAGCAACAACUGAAAACAGAUUGUA
Cornus florida is the source of this 1163-nucleotide messenger RNA. Its product is annotated as alcohol dehydrogenase 1-like. Gene Ontology annotation, molecular function: S-(hydroxymethyl)glutathione dehydrogenase [NAD(P)+] activity; zinc ion binding. The transcript has a single exon. NCBI's taxonomy places the organism in Eukaryota, Viridiplantae, Streptophyta, Magnoliopsida, Cornales, Cornaceae. The record is from RefSeq and is a predicted model, not a curated record. Gene Ontology annotation, cellular component: cytosol. Gene Ontology annotation, biological process: formaldehyde catabolic process. Bases 1 to 1131 code for a protein of 376 amino acids.